GCAUCCAUUUUUGUCGAUGCCCAGCCGCAUGUUAUCGUUUGUACUCAGGAAAGGCCAUGGUCACUGACGGUUUCACAGUCCAUGUUCGUUGGUGACCGCUUUGAUCCCCUGGACGAAUGGGAUGCUUCCAAGUGUACUGUUGUUACGAUUCCAGCAGAUAUCAUGGAACCGAAUGACCCAGAGGAUGAACCAGAAGAAGAAGAAGAAGAAGCUAUCGAGGGGGUGGAAAAAUGGAGAGCACCUUCCCUCUCCCACAAUCGCGAUUUCUGCUACCUUCUGUAUACGUCAGGUUCCUCUGGCAAACCGAAAGGAGUGUGCGGAACUGAGGCAGGGUUGGUGAACAGGCUGAGCUGGAUGCACAAGAGGUGGCCAUAUAAAGAUCACGAAGUCUGCUGCUUCAAGACGGGCAUAGGGUUCGUUGAUCACUUGACGGAGAUGCUGGGACCAGUGCUGCAAGGGAUCCCGUUGGUGAUUCCCAAUCAGUUCCGUCUGGCUGGUGACCCAAUGUCACUGGUGGCAUACAUACAGGCCUAUGCCAUCACGCGACUUGUUGCUGUCCCAUCGCUGAUGAGGACGAUACUUCCAGCUCUGCGGGAGCGCUAUGUGAAGCGUGGUGAAGCAUGUACUCUUCAACAUCUCAUCUUGAGUGGAGAGGCGCUCUCUUGGUCCUUGGUGAGGGAUUUAAGGACAGUUCUUCCUCAAGACUGCCACAUUCUUAACUUGUAUGGCAGCACAGAGGCGUCAGGGGACUGCCUGUAUUACAGUGUUCCGAUCGCAGAGAGGGAACGGAGGAGGAGUCUUCAGGAACUGCAUGUCCCAAUAGGCAGGGCUAUUGAUGGAUGCUGCGCUCACAUUUUGGAUGAGGAUCUCAAGCCCACCCAGGCUGGUCAGGUGGGCGAGCUUUUUGUUGGUGGAGUAUGCUUGGCAUCACAAUAUUGGCGGUCGCCUGAGGCAACAACAAGCAGUUUCAUCAACUUGUCGGGAAAGACAUUGAUCAGUGAGGGACAUUGUAAGCAUCAGGGACAAUCAGCUCUUGAGUGUGAAUUGGACAGCCAAUUCUUGCAGGAUGAUGCUGGUAUAAUGCAGGAAGAUGGACAUAGUCGUUUAACGUCGACAUUAUCCACCAUCGCAGUAGCCACUGGCGGUGCAUUAUCCACUGAUACAUUAGCCACUUGUGGUGCAUUAUCUACUGGAGGUGCAUUAUCUACCGUUGGUGCAUUAUCCACAGGUGGUGCCAUUAGAACAGUAUUAUCAACUAAUUGUGCAUUAUCCACUGGUGGUGUAUCAUCCAUUGGUGCCUUAUCCAUUGGAGCAUUAUCCACUAAUUGUGCAUUAUCCACUGGUGGUGCCAUUGGAACAUUAUCCACUGAUUGUGCAUUAUCCAUUGCAGCAUUAUCCACUAAUUGUGCAUUAUCCAUUGGUGGUGCAUUAUCCACUGGAGCAUUAUCAGUUGGAGCAUUAUCCACUAAUUGUGCAUUAUCCACUGGUGGUGGUGCAUUAUCCGCUGAUGCAUUAUCGACUAGAACAUUAUCUAGUGGUGGGUUAUCCACUGAUGAAUUAUCAACGGGCGCAUUAUCCAUUGAAGCAAAGAUGAUCAAGAAAGGGUUGCAGCCAUGUGGUGUGUGCGGAGUUACGAGAGUUGUGUACCGCACUGGAGACUUGGCUGUCAUGCCAAAUGAGACUGAGGCUUGCAUGUCAAUUGUUGGGCGCAAAGAUAGACAGGUCAAAAUCAGAGGACACAGGGUGGAGGCAGGAGAUGUGGAGUGCUUGUUGCUUCAGCAUCCGGUUGUUGAUCAUUGUGCUGCCAAGUCCUGGCCAAUAUUCGAACCGGAACUGGGUAGGGAGGACCACCAACUGGUGGCAUACAUAGUGCUAAAGCACCUAAAGCUCACAAGGGAAAAUUAUGGAGAUUCCGAAAGGAUGUCAUCCUUUACUGAGGGAUGGGGUGCAGACCAUACGGCACAUCACACUUCUUUUGGUGCCGAUGACUCCGUCAGUAUAAAUAGUGCUGAUCGUCGGCAAGAGAAGGAGACAGAUGAGUUGCUGCGAAGAGAACCGCAGGCAGUGGUGGCGUCAGCAAGACGGAGAGGGGGAGAAAAAGGUGGUAUAGAAGAAAGAGGCAAUGUUGCACAGCUGGUCACAUCGAGCAUUUCGUCGGACAGCAGGGCACAGGAAGACCAGAAGGGACAGCAUGUGGAUUCUAGCGCUGCGAAGAGGUGGAAGAGAGAGCUUAAAAGGUGGAUGACCCAAAGAGUACCGGAGUUUAUGGUGCCUUCAGAUAUCCUAUUUAUCGAGAAGAUGCCGUUCACAGAGUCCGGAAAGAUAAACUAUUUGGAGCUGCAAGCGCCAGAAUGGCUUCGUCGCGACAGAAGUACAAUGCACAGGGACAGCCCCACAAGGAUAUUCCCUGGGAGUUACAUGGGACAUACUGUGCGGCAGGGCGAUGCAGUUGCCAGUGCUAAACAUGUGCAAGUGGUCUUGAAGACCUUUGAAACUGUGCUUGGCUUUCACAUAAAUAUGGAGGAGAACUUUUUUGACGUUGGUGGCAGCUCUGUUCUAGCAGCUCAUGUGGCAUUUGAACUCGGGCUGGAGCUUCAGACGGUCUACGAGUAUCCAAGAGCACGCGAUCUGGCAUUGUUUCGGCAGAGCAAGGAUGGGGCAAAUAACAACGAGACUGUCACUGCUAAUGACGCAGUAGCCUUCGAGAGGAUCGACAGCCUUGAGGGGCAGUGUAAAAAAGCAGUACCCUUUGAAAGCAGUAGCCUUCCAGUAUCUCGGGAGCACGAAGGCAAGAGGAAAACACCAGGAGAUGUUUUGCCAAAGUCCUUCGAUCAUGCCAUGAGGGGCUCCGGUGAAUCCCCACCUGCCAAGCUUCUGCGCCCCACAGACCCACCUGACAAUAGUCUGGACCUGAGCACUAGUGCCAUUAACGAUGGUGAAGCAGUGGGUGUUAAAGAGAGGGAUGGUUAUAGCCUGAGCACUGACCAUGGUGAGACUGUGAACAACAAGAAGGUUCCUUCUGGUCAGGAAUGCUCACUGUUGCAGCCUACCCUGCCGGCGCACCCUGUCCCUGUGUUUCCAGAGUCUGUCGCAGGUUUGCCGUGCAGUUUCUCCAUGACUAGGAUGAAUAGAAUAACUCCUCUUAUGUGUCCUAUGUCGGAUAGAUCGCGUAACGAACGUGCAUAUGGUCCUUCAUCAUUCUCUCCAGCACAUGCCACCCCAUUCGAGGAAAUAUCUAUAGAGCCAGCGCAACUGGGAAUGAAGGAGACAUGGAGGGUGCGGCUUGGGUCAUGCGUGGACGCUUCUCCUUUGCUUGUCAGGCGCGGCAACAAGUGGAAUGUGUUUAUUGGCUCUCACGCCAACAACUUUGUUUGCAUAGACGCUGUCAGCGGGACUAAGGUGUGGGAGGCACAGCUUGGAGGAAGAGUUGAGUCCACAGCUUCUUCAACGCUGGAUGGCAGCCUGGUUGUGGUGGGAUGCUACGAUGGAUGUAUCUAUUUCCUUUCUGCAUGCGACGGAAGGAUUGAUUGGACCUUCAAGACAGAUGGAGAGGUCAAGUGUCAGCCAGUUGUUGCCCCAUGGAACGGGUUUAUCUGGUGUGGCUCCCAUGAUCAUCACCUCUACAUUCUGGAUUCCAGUAUGAAGGUCUGCGUCUCAAGACUUCACUGUGGGGGAAGCAUCUUUGGCGCGCCCGCUAUUGACCCGGAUCGCAUCAUGGUUUAUGUGGGAACAACAAGUGGGAGUGUCAUUGCAGUGACAGUUAAGGGAAUACCCGAGAAGAUGUGGGAGUACUCCACAGGUGCGCCCAUUUUUGCGAGCUUGGCUGUGACCAGAUCCAAGGGAACAGUGAUCUACUGCUGCGUCGAUGGGACUGUGGGAGCCAUUCAGCCAGACGGGUCUCAUAUCUGGAAGUUCAAGGCUGGUGCACCUAUCUUUGCAGGUCCUUGCCUCUCAUCUGCACUUCCGGGUCAGGUCCUCGUCUGCUCAAGAGCUGGUCUAGUCUUUUCACUGGCAACCGCGGAUGGCUUCCUUCUUCGCAGUCGUUCUCUAGGGACGCCAAUCACCGCCUCAGCGUGUGUCGAAGAAUGUACGGUGAGGAGGACAAGAAACUCAAGUGGACUCGCACAAAACUUUGCAGAGAGGAACUCGUCCUUCAGGUUGGCCUGUGUCUGCACAGCAGAUGGUGGAAUUAGGUUGUUGUGGGUGGCAACAGAUACUGAGCUGUCUGACAAAGAAUCAUCGAGUUCUAUGGAACCAGCAGCAAGUGUUGAUCUGAGUGAAGACAUCUUCUCUUCUCCCAUGAUGAUAGGUGGCCGAGUCUUCGUUGGCUGCCGAGACGAUCAUCUGACAAACGAGGCCGCUGUCUUGGAGGCAGCAGUGGAGACGGGGAGCAUCUCCACUGAAGUGGCAUCUGUAACGGCCAAUCUGACAACAGAUGCCUCGGCGGACAGGGCCUUUGUAACGACCGAUCUAACCAUGAAUGCGUUGGUGAUGAGCUCGAUGACGAGGGGGUAUUGGAGGAGGAAGAAGAGGGAGAAGAGGAAGAGGAAGACGAAGAAGAAGAGGCAGGUGACUGAGAGGAUGCUGGUAGUGAUGAUGGUGAUGGUGGCGAUGAUGAUGGUGGUAGUGAUGGUGGUGGUGGUGGUGGUGGUGGUGGUGGUGGUAGUGGCGGUGGAGGAGGCGGUGGCUGUGGUGGCGGUGGAGGAGGUAUACCUUCAGCAGCAGCAGCAGUUAUCGUAUUCGUAGGAUGCUGGCCUUCAUCCCUUGCAACCACUUCGGUAACAUUUACAUUGUUCAUUGUGGCUGGCACGGUCUCCAACUGAGUUUUUGUAUCAGCAUUAGUGCCUGCCAUUUCAGCAGGAAUAGCAGGAGAGGGCGGGCCCGCUGCAUUUGAUUGUGUGGAGGGUUGAUGCUGCUUGUGGUAAAGAUUUGUGUUAGGUAGUGGGUGGUGAUCUAUUGUGUGCGGUUGUGUGGAGGACCUGCACACAGAGCUGGCAUUCGGGAGUGGGUGAGCAAUUGCCCAGCCAUGCGGCGAAACCAGUUCGAGAGCCGUGUGACAUGAGUAGGUAGACAGCGCUGCCGGGCUUACACAUAUGCAGUCCAACCUCUAGCCAGGACACUGGGAGGAUGGCCCCUAACAAGCAUACGUCGUGUCAGGGAAGUCCGUGCUGCAUGGAAGUCAGUGGUAUUGUUACAGCUAUGCUUGAGUCUCGUAAGCUGUCCUGUGAGCACACUUGCGGGCUGAUGAGCUGGGGCAUUGGAGGAAGCACUGGAUAACGUAUGAGAGGGAAUGUCCAGGCCUCAACCUUAUCAAAAAUGCCAAUGCGAAGUGAGAGAUGUGGCCAAGCCAGGAUUCUUGCUCCAAAGAAUAGACAUGACCGAUCUUGCUCAGUAGUGUCUUUCCACCCAAGACCAUACCAAGCAAGAGAGGGCGGUGAUGUUUCUUCCAAGAUAGAAUGUCAUCAAUGCAUUGGUAUGUGAAUGCAUAUGCUUGCGCAAUGCGUAGAUCUCGCUGAUGACGAUCAUCGAUGAAUUGUGCUUCGACCCAAUAAAGCGUGACGUUGGCA
Chara braunii is the source of this 5567-nucleotide messenger RNA. The record is from the annotation of a GenBank genome assembly. Lineage: Eukaryota; Viridiplantae; Streptophyta; Charophyceae; Charales; Characeae.